This is a messenger RNA of Dicentrarchus labrax (European seabass), 7627 nucleotides long. RefSeq names its product stum, mechanosensory transduction mediator homolog (gene stum). The transcript has 2 exons. The record is from RefSeq and is a predicted model, not a curated record. Lineage: Eukaryota; Metazoa; Chordata; Actinopteri; Moronidae. The coding region runs from base 707 to 1219 and encodes 170 amino acids.
GGGGUCUGUUGUGCACUUUGUCUUGGAGAGGUGUGUGGGUUGAGUGUGGUUUGACUGAAAGAAAGAAAAGAAAGAAAGGAGAACGAGAAAGUGACUUCAGAGGAAAUUGCUGAAAAGAGCUGCACAUCUUUCCAGGAUUUUUUUAAGGAGGCACUGACACUGAUUCAACAUUCCUUAAGAACAUGUUGGACAUGGAAACAAAUGGCAGAUACCACUGACCUCUGAUGAGACAGUGUGCUCACUUUUAAGGACUUAAAAGGAUUUAAAUGAGGAUAAGUUAAUAGUCUUGAAAAGAUUUCUCCAAGAAAAUAUCUUGCUUUGCUUCAUAAUUGUUUCUUGGUGGGACGUAAACAGCUGUGAGGGGACUUUAAAAGGAAAUUCAUAAAUUGUUGGAGAUAACUGCUCUCCUGGCAAGACUGAAAUUUACAUGAAUAUUGAUGAAAAGCUUUUAGGCAGCAGGAUAUUCCUCGGAAUAUUUCAUUAUUUUCCUCUGGAGUAGAAUUUAACAUUUAUUUCUUCAUUAACCAAUUUACCAUAUAUUUACACUACUUUUAGACAACUUAGUGAUGUUGUUAUUUAUUUGCUAGUGAAUGACAUAGGUGGUGACUGUGAUUAAAUUCUACAAGGACACAAUCAAUCGACAUUCAUUAUUUUAGCCCAUUAUUACCAACUAGUUUUAGUCUCAGAAAGAGGAGAAGAAAGAAAGAUGGCACAGAAAGAAGGGGGAACAGAGCAGGGGCGGGUUAAGACAGGUGACCAUCUUGGGGCCAAAGCCAUGGCAGGGGCCCCUACAGCAGGUGGAGGAGUGGUGGUGGAAGUCAGGGAGAAGAAGGGACCUCUGCGGGCUGCGAUACCCACAAUGCCUUUCCCUCUGGCUGUCAUCUGUCUGUUUCUGAACACCUUCAUACCUGGACUCGGUACCUUCAUCUCAGCGUUCACGGUGCUGUGUGGAGCUCGCAGUGAUCUGAUCUCGGAGCGAGGCGUUUGUUGUGUGUUCUGGCUCAACGUGGCAGCAGCCCUCAUCCAGAUACUGACAGCUGUUAUCAUGGUUGGAUGGAUCAUGAGCAUCUUCUGGGGAAUGGACAUGGUCAUCCUGGCGAGUCAGUACUUGUCGAGCUGUGUUUGUCUUUCUGUCUGGCAGUUUUUGCUCUCUUCAGCUCUCAUUUUUAUUUCAGUCUUCUCUAUCUCAUUUUCUUCUGUUUGUCUGUCUCACACGUGACAUACAGUAAACAACAAUAAAAAUGUCUCAACAUGAAAAUUAGAUUGCAAUGCUACUGUUAUCACAGCCUGUAGAGAUGUGAGGAAAAAGGCCACUGAAACUGUCACAGUCCAUGACCUAUUUGUGCCUUUUCUCACACGAUAGUUAAAUAUGUAGUUCACUGUACAAGUUAUUUGAUUGUAUAUUCAAAGGAUAAGGUGAUAUUCUAUAUUUUUCUAGUUUCCAACAAAUCCAAUGAAAAAACAGCAAUGAACUGACCCCGGUAACAUGUUUUGCAUGUGUAGAGCUCUAUUAUAGUCGCACAUGGCCACUAUAAUUGAUUUUGACUCAGUCCCUCGAGACCACCCUGCUGACACUCACUAGAUUAAUCCGCAGCUAAAAAUAGUCCCAGACAAAUGCACUAUUUACUCCUGUUUUACCAACAUUUACUUUAAUUUGUGACCUUUGUCUUAAGUAGGAACCAAUGGACUUGCUGAGCGGUUGGGGAGUCAGAACUAGUUCAUAAGACAUGUUGUCCGACCACAUCGGAAAAUAAAAGUGUUAAUAGUUGUUCUGAACGGCAUUCUCUCAUAGAGAGAAGGAAACCGGAUAUCAUUUGAAUAUGGGGAUAAUGACACACAUUUUCAGGCGUCUCUCCUAGAAGACAUUCAUAGUGUUGCACUGAAAAGCGACAGAAAUAUAGGGUGUCAAGAUUGAAAAAAGAGAGCUAGACAUCCGCACAGCUGGCCCAAUCACAGUGAGAAGGGUGUGAAUGUAGGAUUGUCUGUUUUGGGAAGUCACAUGAAUGGUCGGACACAACACCCCUAUAAUCAGACAUUGGAAAGGUGUGAGUGGAGGGGUUUUCUAAACUCUCUGACAACAUCUGUCUUUUCCUCGGAUUUGUUCACAAAAAUACUGAAUAGAAUAAAAAAAAAUAAAACAUCAGAUAUAAGAAAGAAAGAAAAAAGAAAGAAAGAAAGAAAGAAAGCAGAGGUAGAUGGAGAGGUUGGGUAAUUUGACCGCCCUUUCUGUCAGAAAGUAGUGUCUUUCCUCCAGGCACUGAUGCAUGAACAAGUGUACACACACACACACACACACACACACACACACAGUCGCAGUCACUAUUCUCUUUGCACCAAGGCAGCCUUUGAAUUACCACAGCCUUGUCUCCUUUGUGUGUGUAUGAGUGUGCCUAUGUGAGGUAAUUGCUGCCUGCAUGUGCAACCAAAUGCGUGUUAGUUCACACACGCCUGCAGGGAUCUGUGUGUGUGUGUGUGUGUGUGUGUGUGUGUGAGGUACAGUAAUUGUGUGUGUGGGAGUGAGCAGCCCCCCCCCUCCCCGGUGUGUUUUUGUUCACUGUGCUCCCCACUGUUUUUCAGGCCUGUGGGCGCACACGUCUUAUUCAACUGUUGCUGCUAAAAUCCAUACUCCUGUUAGCGCUCACGGCUAGCAGCUUAUUGAAUAUUUAUAUUGAAUAUGAGAACCAUUUUCCUGUUAGCACCGAAGGCCAGAUUCUUAGGGUGAAAUCAUGCAUGCUGUUAGCUUCUAAGAUCAAUUAUUAUUCAACUAUUCAACACCACAGUACAUGUCUUUGUAGCUUUGGGAGUUAUGCUCUUAUGCAGCCGUUCCCUCUUUCUUCCUCCAUGCAGUGAAUCAUUCUGAUAAUAUGGCAUUUUUAUCAUUGUUCUCCUUCCCUCUCUAAUGAGCCUGUGUUGCAUAUAUGAUCAAUGUCUUCUUUAUUUCCAUACCUCUAUCUCUACAAACACCCCUCCAUCCCUUCGUUCUUCCACCCCGCUCCCUCUCUUCUCUUUCUCCAUCUAUCUAAUGAUCGUGGUAUUAUCUUCCUCCCACUGAUCGCCUCCCUUCUGCUUCUGUCUCUAUCUAAUGAUUGUUCCUAUUUGAUCUUGCCGUAUCCUUGCUCCCUCUCUUUCUCCCUCUCACUUUAUUCCUCCCACUCUCUGUCAGCCCCCCAGUCUCCCUCUCCGCCUCAUUUUCUUCUUCAGCUUUCAGUUUUUUACUCGUCAUGUCUCCCUCUGUUCCUGUCUCCAUAUUUCUGCUCAUCGACCCAGCGAACUGGGGUUAUUUUACUGUAUUUGUGUUCAUUUGAUCAUGUAACGUAUAUGAAUUAGAGUGAGGACAGCUCAGGUUGAAAGGAGGCUAUUCUUUUCCCUUGAAAGUUACAAGGAGUCUCUGUGGAAAUGUAUCUCACUGUCCAUGAAGCCUGUUUUAUGUUACUGUUACAGUCAGCUUCUGUGUGAUGAUAUGUGAAAAUUAUUAAACAGUGAAGCUCAUGUUUUCCAUCUCUAACUGCUUCUCUUGUCUCUUCUCUCCUCCCCCUGUUCUCCUCCCUCUGUUCUGAAUCAAAGUUUCUGACGGUAGGUGCUUCUGUUUUACUCACUAACAAUCCCACAGCCAGUUGAUAAAUUGUGUCGAGUGAUGUAGGAGCACGUCAUAGAAAUAGUGAAUAGUCAGGUUUUACUAAAUUUAACUAUAUCAAGUAAGCCAAACAAAUAACCACCAUUUCCCAGGCUUAGAAAUCCUUAGGAAAACAUUUAUUAAGAACUUUCUCAUGAUCUUUCAUUUGGGAGCCACAUAUUACAGUAUGUUUGGUAUCUUCACAAAGCCUAAAUCUUACUAGCUGACAAGCUUUCAACUCGAUCACAUGGUCUUCAUCAGUGGAUGGAGUACGCUGAAUUGUUACAGAGAUGGAUCUGGUUGACGCAUUAGCACCAUCAGGACUUAAAGGUUAUGUAGGUUAUGAGGUCUAAAAAACACCCAAAAUGUCCAGUGUGUAACGUUUGGGAGGAUUUACUGGCACAAAUGGAAAAUAAUAUCCAUAACUAAAAUAAUGUUUUCAGUAGUGUAUAAUCACUUGAAUAUAGAAAUCAUGGUUUCGUUACCUCAGAAUGAGCUGAUGCCAUGGAGUCCGCCAUGUUUAACCACCACGUUUCUACAGUAACCCACAAGGGACAAACGUUCUGGGCUAACGUUUGCUCGGUCGUCGUAUUCUUUGCACGUUUCUUGGUGCGCAACCAUUACCAACUGUUCCAUCAGCAGGAUCGCUUAUUGAACCCGAAUGCAGGUUCACAUCGGGGCCUUAUAUGAGUGGAUAUGCCAGUGGGACCCACUCUAAAAACAUUGCUAAAUAGUGCUCACAAACUCCACAGCAUAACUAUAAUUCUAAUUAUAAAAAACAGGAGGUAAAGAUUAAUAGGAGGGAUUCCUCUUGAUGUUGCCGCUAAAGGAAGACUUCUCCAUCAUCUACUUGAAAUUACACCCGUCCUGGCCAAAUGCCUGUUGAUCCUCACCAUACCACAACGAGUAAGGCAAAGCGUUUUGUUCUGUCUUUAUAAAUGUUCAGUUUCUUAUUCAUCACUGAUGGAGUUAAAGUUUCCAAUCUAUUUUGAAACUCUAAUACAAGUCAGAUUAGUGUUCUUUGUUGGGUGCUUGGGUAACGGCUAAACCUCGCAAGCCAAUAUUUGAUAAAGCAUUAGCUCCCGAUGCUGCAGUCAAGCUCCUUUUUGGUUGUUGCCAGCCUCUUGGCUUUCAUUUCGCUCAAUUAAAUGAAACGGAGAAAGGCAAUUAUUGUCAGGAGUUCAAAAUAAAUGGUUAGCAAUUUCAUGUUGCUCUUCACUUGUGGCCAAAAAAGCCAGAUAACAGAUUAUAAUUGUUAUUUCUACAAGCAUUUAAAAGUCUGUCUCUCUCUUUUCUUCAUCUCCACAUUUCUGUCUGCCCUCCCACGCUCUCACAUGUCCUCAGGCUACAGAGACCAGGGUCUUCCUCAGGACGUCUGAGAGAGGUCGCUUGCCCAUUUGCUGAUUGAUCACAUGGACAGUUUGACCUCUUUAACCCGAUGAUGACCUGUAGCUGUCUGUCUUUCAAACACCAGAAGACAGAGAGAAGCAGAGACAUAAAAUAUAUUAGCCACAUGGAGAAAGAAAGAACAAGGGCAUCAGCUGACUGCUCUGUCAUUAAAAAGUCUGAUUAAAGCUGCUGAUUGGUUGAUACAAGACGGCGAAUGGACACUAAAACUUUACAGUCACAAGAAAUAACGUGGAAGAAAAACAAUAUGUUUGUAUGUUGUUGGGUAAUUAUAAUGGUGAUUUUUGAAUUCUGUCUUUUGAUAUCUUUUAUUUGAGCUUUUAAAAACUUGUUGACCUGACAACAUGUUUCCUACAUGGCAGGAUGAAAAAGUAGUGCAGUGUAGUGUACAUAAAAAGGUUGCUGUUAGAGGUGUAUUCAACUAAAUGAUGCAUUACACCCCAUUGGGCUUAUAACAGUGUUUCCAGAACCAGUGCAACCAGAGUUUCCACUGCCCCAGAACUGCCUGCCUGGUGCAGCUGCCACAGUUUAUAUCUGCAUUAGAUGUCAUUGGAUUUAUCUGAGCAUUUUACUGUUAGAUGGUCUGUUUCAGAGAACUAGUGUGCUUUAGUAGUGUUUCAAUUGUGAUACAGAGGUACAAUAUGGUUCAACUUUCAAAUUUCACUAUAAAACAUGAAAAGAAAAAAUGAAAAAAUAUCAUAACGGCCAGUAAAUCUGAUAAUCAUUGAGCACAGAAUCAACAGUUAUUGUGGAGCAAACACGUCUUCCACUGGAGCACUUAAUCAAACUAUAAAUGGCUCUGAUACUUGAUGAGUAGUGAGUUUGAAUCAUAACUAAAUUAUGAUGGAGGAAUAAUUUGCAACCAAUCAAUUAACCUUCAAUCACUGCAGGUACAGCGUUUUAUUUUGUCAAGCCAUGUUUUACUGUAACAGCAUAACACAUAACACAUCUUUAACAGGCUCGAUCUCGCUGCUGAUCACAAGAUGUGUGUCAUCCUAAAAUUACGGGGCUGUGUUGAAAAUGACUCAUGCCUCCUGAUAAUUAUUUUAUUUGAAUUUUCACACCUCUUAAAUGUGUAAAUCAGUGUCAAAGGGAUAUUACACAUCAUUUGAACAUUGUAUAACAGAUUCCCACUCUGGGGAACCAUGGUCACCCCCCUGUCUGUCAGAUUAUGAAAAAGGAAAAAGAUACAGACAGUAAUGUCAUUUUAAUUUGUGACUGAGGUCCUUCGCUUGAACGGCUGUUUUUGACUUAUAAGGUAAGGCUCAUGCAUCCAUGAGCAGUCCUAAACACCAGUAGAGAUUAAUAUUAAAAUAAGAAAACAAUUAGGUUGUUGAAUUCACUGUUUUGUGUGUACAUUAUGUAUAUUUUAAUGUGUGUGAUUGAUAGUGUGCAAUAAUGGAGAAUAUAUGGUAUGGCCUCAGUAUAACUAUAUGGGAGGGUCUUUACUGUAGGUCAUAAGUAAAAAUGGCCAAUUCUAUCAUGUACAAGAUUCUAAACGCUGUAAUAUUUAACAAACUGCCUUGGAACUGCUCAUCCAAACAAAGCCUUUCCCAUGAUACCACAUCAGCUUCCUCCCGCAUUGUACCAUUGGCUCACUUCCCUGAAAAAUAUCCAAGAGUAUCAAAAAGUCAAAGAGCCUUAAACUAAAAGAAUUAAACCAUCUAGCCUUAGCCGUAACACUAAUGGAAAGCGGGGCACUAAAUAGAAAUCACUGCCAGUGUGUUUGCAGGAAACGUGUGCUCGGCCCAGUUACUGUUCAACAAGCUGAACGGCCUCCAACUGGGCCAUUUGACAAAAUGCUACUUAAAGUACAAAUGAAAACCAGAAGUGCAGAUUAUUACCUCUCUUUUAAUAUGGGACAGAUUCAGUAAAUGUCACGUAGCAUUUUCUGGAGAAACUGGGGAUGCAUUUAAUUUAUGGUGAAGUCCCAGUGUUGGUUGUGCCUCUGCAGAAAUUCAUGUGAAUAAUUCAAGAUGUGAUUUUUCUCCUUUUUUUUUUCACUAUCCCUCUAGGGUUUUAAUUAUCUACAUUAUCUUAGCCAAAUGCCUUUUUACUGUUUUACUGUAUUUUGGAUGCACCAACACCAAUGUUUUUAUGUUCUGAGUGUGUAUAUGUUGUACAGUGUUUGUGUAUGAGACAGAUGAAGAUGAUGAUGAUGACCAUAACAAUGAUAUUUUAUGCCUUACAAAUGACCAAUGUUCUGCAAUAAGUGUUUUUGUAGCAGUGAUGCUGAGGUUUCUUUGCUUUCUUUGGGUUUGGGUGCAAUUUAUAGAUCUUAAACAUCUGUUAUUUGGACACUUUAUCAUAAUCAACUUAAACACUGAAUCCACUUUGUGUCUGGAGAAUAUCCACUAAUUAUAGUAUUGUUUUUUUUAAUGAUGGUGGUGUUGUGCUAGCUUUUUGACUGUAGAACAUACUGCCAUGUACAGUUCCCUGCAUGCAUAGCCUUGGUGUGAAUUCACUGUAUAGAAUAACAAACACACAGACUAACUUAACUAUUUCAAGAUUGUAGCUUAGUUCUGUGACUUUGCAACAUUGGUUUUAUUUUAAGCCGUUUGAAGUGACUGAUAAAAUAUCUUGCAAUUAAAAAAGUUUUGGUUCAAA